This is a messenger RNA of Phytophthora sojae, 354 nucleotides long. RefSeq lists its product as hypothetical. The coding region runs from base 1 to 354 and encodes 117 amino acids. The record is from RefSeq and is a predicted model, not a curated record. NCBI's taxonomy places the organism in Eukaryota, Oomycota, Peronosporomycetes, Peronosporales, Peronosporaceae. The transcript has 2 exons.
AUGGACAGUCACUCGGAGGCUGCGUCGACCUACGAGGUGCUGAUGUUCUCGUCGAAACUUCGACUGCCGCCGAAUUUCACCGAGGAAAAGUGCAUGAGGCUGCUUGAACUGACGCUGAUCGGUGGGGAAAUGACGGAGACUUCGUUUGUGGAGCAGAAGAAGCGCGUGACGGUCGGGGUGGAGGUGCUUGAGCCCGAUCGAUUAGCUCGCACGGUGCUGUGCACGAUCCACCAGCCCAGCAUGUCAUGCUGUGAGCUGUUUGACGGUCUUCUGCUGCUUCAAAAGGGCGGCUACACGGCAUACUUCGGUGAUUUGGGUGACGACUCGGCGAAGAUGCUGGAGUACUUCGCCUAA